CGUUCACUCGAGGGGGUAUCGGCGUUUGUUUUUUUUAAAAGUACACGUGUAAAAAAAAGCCGCAAUUAUUAUGACGUCAACAGAAAUUUACAGUGAAGAUGAAUUGGUCGCACCGGAGUGGUUAAAUAGGGAAUUUUUUGAAACCGUUCUACAGAAUUGUGAGAAAGUAGACGACGUUGAAAUUAAUAAUUUUGAAUUAACUCCGGGGACUCUGAAGGGCGAUCAUUAUGCCAGUGUUAUGUUCCGAGCCAAAGUAGAGUACAAUUUGGCAGGUGUGCAGAAUGUUAAGUCUAUGAUUAUUAAGACCAUGCCUGAAAUGGAGGGGGAUAAGAAAGAUUUUCUUGGCGACACUAGAAUUUUUGAAACUGAAAUUGGUAUUUACACUAAAAUUUUACCAAAAUUUGAAAGUAUUCUACGCUCCGUUGGUGAUGACACAACAUUUGGACCCAAAUGUUUACAUUGGGGCUUAAAUCCAAAACAGUUCAUAAUUUUGGAAGAUCUUGUACCUCUUGGUUACAGUAUACUACGUGAACGCGAUGUUAAUAUGGAGGAAGUAAAAGAAGUCUUUAGAAAAUUGGCAUUGUUUCAUGGAAUUAGUUAUUUUCUACUUGAAAAGGAACCAGAACUAUUUGACACUUUUCGUUACUGUGUCAUGAAUCAACCAAAAAUGUGUCAAAAUGAUUUUAUGACUGAUUCCAUACCAUUGGUUAUAGAAAUGCUAGACGAAGUGCCUUCGUUGAACCAAUACAAACCAUUUUUUGAGACAUUACAAAAAGAUAUGAUGGAAAAUUGUCGUAAAACAUGUGAUGAGUAUCGUGAAAAUCCACAAAAAGAUGGUAUAUACGUGCUGUGUCAUGGAGACUUUCAUUUUAAAAACAUGAUGUUUAAGAAUCAUACAAAUCAAAGAAAUUUAGAGAACGCACUAUUCUUGGACUUUCAAAUGAGUUUUGUUGGUCCUAUAGUAGUUGAUUUAAGCAAUGCAUUCUAUAUGAUGUUAUCACGUGAACAACGUUUUAAACGCUUCGAUGAGUUACUCCAUCUGUAUUAUAGUCAUUUCAAGUCAAUCUUAAGUAAGGUUGGUUUUGGUGGCACUCUUCCCGAAUUAAGUGAUAUUAGAGCCUUGUUUUUAAAGCACAAGCAUCUUGAAUUUUUUAUUUUUGCUAUGUGCUUACCAGUUCGUUAUGUAUGGCUAGACAAAAGCUUUUGUUUGGAAAAGGCUAUGGGUUCAAGAGACUUUCGCAAGUCCUUAUACAGCAAUCCUGCUUUUCUGGAAGAAGUGCAUCAUUUGUUGUCUAAAUAUUCAGAAGAAGGUUUUUUUAAAGUUUCAUAGUAGAGUAAUUUAAAAUCAAUGGAAUAUAUUAUAUAAGUACAACAAGUAGUUGCAAUAUAGAAAAACGUAUACUGUAAAAUAAAAGUUUUUUAUCUAUUUGAUUUGUAAUAAUACUGUACAUAUAUCAAUAAGUUUAAUCUUAACAGCUUACGAUACGCGGCGUACCUUAUUAAAAAAUGUCAACUCACUAUUCGUCCGUUAUCAAACACUUUAGAUAAUGGUAUAUAGUAAAACUUGACU
Teleopsis dalmanni is the source of this 1570-nucleotide messenger RNA. RefSeq lists its product as uncharacterized. Lineage: Eukaryota; Metazoa; Arthropoda; Insecta; Diptera; Diopsidae. The record is from RefSeq and is a predicted model, not a curated record. Bases 71 to 1330 code for a protein of 419 amino acids. The transcript has 4 exons.